Molecule: messenger RNA, 640 nt
Organism: Mustela erminea (ermine)
Lineage: Eukaryota; Metazoa; Chordata; Mammalia; Carnivora; Mustelidae
Product: receptor-type tyrosine-protein phosphatase H-like
Exons: 2
Coding region: 86-640 (184 amino acids)
Molecular function (GO): protein binding
Source: RefSeq, a predicted model, not a curated record
CCCACGCAGUCAGCAAGGUGAGGACUCGCCAAGACCACUCCCGGCUUCAGAAGAAGCUACUCACUUGGCAGCUCCCAACAGGGUCAUGGAUCUGUACAAGGAAGCUCAGACCGGCAGCUCCAUUACCCUGCGAUGGAAGGCCCCCACCAACCCCCAUUCUCAGGCCUACACAUACUGGGUCCAGUGGGCCACUGGGGAACACCCCCAAGGAGACCAUGACACCCGAGGACAUCAGGCCAACCAGACACGAGAGACCAAUCACACCUACUAUGAGGUUCAGGCCCUGGAACCCGGGACUCUGUACAACUUCAGCGUGUGGGCAGAGAGGAGCAACGUGGCCAGUUCUGCACAGGGCCUCCUUGAAUCCACAGCCCCAAGCCCGGUCACCAUCACCUCCUGCAUCAGCAUCUCUGGGGGCCAUGGGGUCGUCUUGACCUGGUCCUGCCCCCGAGGAGGCUAUGAGGCCUUUGAGUUGCAGGUGGGUGGACAGCAGGACUCUCAGAACAGGUCGUCCUGCGGGAAGAGGGUGUCUGUGUGGGGUCUCUGGCCGGCCCAGUCCUACCCAGCCAUUGUCACGACCAUCUGGGAUGGAAUGAGGGCCCCGUCUGCCUCUGUGACCUGCCACCACGAACAUAGGUGA